GGAUAAAGUAAGCCAUUCACAAAGAACAAUCUCUCUCUAACCUUCCUCUGCAACUGAUCGUACCUUUCUAAUUCCCCUGCACUUUCCGGUCCAAAAUGGACACGGAAAUGACGGAUUCACCACCAACAAAUCACGAUAAAGAUAACCCAGCUACUAGAAAAGUGAAAAAUAGAGAUCACGCUGGAAGUGAGUCAUAUGAAGCCACCCAAACAACCAGCACCCAAAACCCACAAACCCAGCAAACUCCCCAACAGGAGAGCACAAUUCCGGUUGAAGGAGCCCCAUCUUUCAAGGAUCGUUUGCUUCAAGGUCAACAAACUGAAUUCACUAACAAUUUCCAUAUGGAAACGGUCAUUGUUGAAGAUGACGACGUAAUAUACCCAGAGGAAGAUGGCACCCCUUCAAUUAGGUUCUCGGACAGAGUUCAAGUCCUGAUGAAACGAGCAAUGACAUACUCUGUUGCUGUAAAGCCCUUAGGGAAAGAAUUUAGACACGAUCGGCUCUGCAAAAGACUUAAAGGACUAUGGAGAGCCAAAGGAGAUGUUAAGCCAGUGGAUACAGUUGAUGGAUACCAUAUACUCCGACUCACAAACGAGGAAGACUACCACGCAACACUAUUAAAUGGUCCAUGGUCUCUAGAUGAAGCAUACAUACUGGUCCUCCCCUGGAAUCAAGAGUUCAACACAAAAGAAGACAAUUUGAAUGCAGCCCAACAUGGAUUCGCAUCCUAGGUCUGUCAGUCCAAUACUUUCAUGAAGGGCUCCUCCGGCGAAUUGUUAAACCAUUGGGAAGAUAUAUCAAGGCGGACAGGCACACAAUCACAGUCGAGCAUGGCAAGUACGCCCGAAUCCGCUGUGGAGCUAGAUCUCAAAAAGACACUAAAAGGGAAAUCUAAAGUAGAUGGGAAAGACUAUAAUAUAGAAUAUGAAGAUCUCCAUACACUCUGUUACUCCUGUGGUAGAUAUGGACACCUAAGGCACGAAUGCAAGGACUUUCCGAUCAACUCUCCGGCAAAUGGAAGUGCAUCAGGACAAGGACUGGAAUUGGGACCAGAAAAAAUGGGCACCGGGCAUACAGGCCAAACGACAAAAAAACGGACACAACUCUGCAGCAACAAAAAGCACAAAUCCCUACACAACCUCUCAAACCUUCAUCCUUAGGCGAGUGGAGCCACGCGACCAAGGGAAAAUGCCACUACCCCACCAAUCUUGUGACCGGAAAGAACCACAAAUCCACUGUCCCCGUCACUAGCACAUCCUAAGGUAUGCUAUCUAACCCAUUUGCUGCUCUUGCAGGUUUAGCAAAUGAUACCCACGAAGCUGCCACCACCUCAGGAACGAAAACAUUAAUGACAACCUUCAAUUGGAACAAUAAACCCUGCGUUUUCACUGCUGGCUGCUCCAAUACAAACAAUCACCACAAAACGACACCCAAAACCUGAAAUCCAAAACAGGGAGAGAACAUGGAUUAGGAACACAUUAAAAACAAACCCAAGCCCAAGCCCAAGCCCAAACACAAUACUACCCCAACAGGCCCCAAUAGAGUCCAGCCCAGAGAAAACCCCAAUAGAACCCAACCCAGACACCCAAAACGAAAACGACCAGGAACCAAUAGAUCGCAACCCCCAAUCCAUACUGGACCUAGCCGAACACUCAGCAAUAUGCCUCCCUCACCAAAACCAAUGACCACCAAAACAGAGGAACAAAAAAACUCAGAAGAUCAAUGCCCAGUUUCAGACCAAUACCCCCUGCCCUCUAAAAAACCACCGGAUCCACCCCAUGCUUUCCAGACCGGAAUCACCGCUCUGGACUCCGCCGUCGUGGGGAAGGGUCAAAAUUAAGACCGACGGGGCUGUGAUGAUGAAGCCAAGAAAAUCGGCAGCCAGAGGACUCAUUCGAAACGAUGAAGGAAGAUGGAUAAUGGGCUUCAUUGCAAAUGUGGGAGAAUGCUCCGAACUAGAGUCAGAGUAUUGGGCCGAUCUGAUUGGGCUCCAAAUGGCUUUCCACUUGGGCUUUAAGAAAGUCCAACUGCAAAUGGACUCCCUCCAAGCUGUUAAUUCUAUAAAUGACGAAAAUCGGGAAACAAUCAACAGCACCACUCUACAAGGAAUCAUCAGUCUACUUGGACAAAAAUGGGAUGUUGAUGUUAGUUUCAUAAAACGUAGGGCCUACGAUUCGGUUGAUUCAUUGGCCAAACUAGGACUAUUUUGUAACCCGGGGACAUAUAUUUUGUCGAGCCCCCCAGCAUUAGUCCUCGGUAAAUUAGCUAGAGAGUUCCCGGUUUUAACUCUACCUUGAAGAGUUGACUUCUGUGUUACAGAGUUAUGCUCCCUCAGUAUAUAUAAAAAAAACAGGAGUACUGGACUAGGAAAGCUGCAUUUCUUCAAUGUUGAAUUAGUGAAAAGUACCCACGAG
Oldenlandia corymbosa var. corymbosa is the source of this 2414-nucleotide messenger RNA. The record is from the annotation of a GenBank genome assembly. NCBI's taxonomy places the organism in Eukaryota, Viridiplantae, Streptophyta, Magnoliopsida, Gentianales, Rubiaceae.